AUGACCAAGUAUGCUUCACUGCGUGAGCUCCCACCGAAAAGAAUGGAAGCGGACGUGCCGAAAGUGGUGUGUGCCGCAAUGAGCAACGACACGCCACCCAUGGUGCCCUUAGCAGCAUUACAGCCUCCCAUAUUCUCCCUGGAUGACCACCUGGCAUUGCAGUAUGGAUCCUUUGGGAGCCUCAUGGGCCGCCUGGUGUUUGAGUUUCUUCGUCAGGAAGGUGGCAACCUGUUCCGUAACAAUGCGACGCGUGCCAGCCUGCAGGAGAAGUUACACUGCUUGGCCAACCGAUAUCCUGCCUUGAACAGCACACUUCCAGUCAAUGGGCUCCUGGUUGCUCCCGAGGCCCUAGCUGACCUUGCUGGUGUUACCGCUGCCUUCAGGGCAUUUGAAUCUGAUUCGCAUGGGAAAGAAAAGCUUCCAGGAAUGGAGUGGACAGCACAGCAGCUAUUUUUCAUUGGCUACGCACAGUCCAUGUGUGAAGAGGUGUCCUUAAGGAAGUUACAAAUCUGGAGCCUCGUGAGCAUAUCUGCACCUAAAAAGCUCAGGGUUCUUCAGGCACUGCAGCAGUCUCCUGAAUUCGGUCGAACGUUUGACUGCAACGCUGAAGAGUGGCAGUCCCACAUCUGUCAUGCGUGGUAAUUUGCUGACACAUGGGCAGCAAUGCUUAAACAUUUGUGGCAGCUGUAGUAGCAGCAGGCCAGCAGCACCAACGCUUCCACGAGCAGCUGGUUUGCAUUGGGCGUGGUCGCUUCGUGCAGUGUGCCUUUCGUGCAGUUCUGACCUGCUGUUGUAAAGGCAAGUGGGAUGGUGCGCACAAUAGGAGUCUUCUAACACAAUGCGGACAAGUUUCUUUGUGCUCAUGGAGCUUGGCAAGCUGCUUUUCGACAUGAGGCAUAUGCUUGGACGCACUCCUGGGAGACAGUGCAGAUCACAGAUGGACUGGUUGUGUGUGUGAACUUUAUUUAGAAUGGGCUGAGGUGGUGUGCAUGUAUGUAUAUGAGUGUUUGUAGGCAUCAGACCUGUUAGUAUUUCAAAUGCUUUGUACAAAACUCCAUUCCAAGUUUUGGCCUCAUGUUUUCAUUCAAUACCACGCGAGAAUAAAAAUACCUUUAGAGUACCAUCACCUUUAUUUCA
This is a messenger RNA of Rhipicephalus microplus (southern cattle tick), 1137 nucleotides long. RefSeq names its product endothelin-converting enzyme 2. Gene Ontology annotation, cellular component: plasma membrane. The record is from RefSeq and is a predicted model, not a curated record. Lineage: Eukaryota; Metazoa; Arthropoda; Arachnida; Ixodida; Ixodidae. Gene Ontology annotation, molecular function: metalloendopeptidase activity. Gene Ontology annotation, biological process: protein processing.